This is a messenger RNA of Exaiptasia diaphana, 2995 nucleotides long. Its product is annotated as beta-hexosaminidase. The record is from RefSeq and is a predicted model, not a curated record. Gene Ontology annotation, biological process: carbohydrate metabolic process; glycosaminoglycan metabolic process; ganglioside catabolic process. Gene Ontology annotation, molecular function: polysaccharide binding; beta-N-acetylhexosaminidase activity. NCBI's taxonomy places the organism in Eukaryota, Metazoa, Cnidaria, Anthozoa, Actiniaria, Aiptasiidae. Gene Ontology annotation, cellular component: membrane.
CUUCCUUUGCAUACUUGUGGGAUUUCUUUGUGUUCAAAAUGGCGCUCCUCACUGUUGAACAUGAUUUCAUAACAAUUCGCAACUUAUCCAUGUGGUUCAAAGAACUGCAAAGAACUGCUUUCAAUCGCAAAUAAUCUGUUAAACUGGUUUUUGGCGUCCUUAGCUUUUAUAUUCAACUUCUAACUGGUUUUUGGCGGCAUUGGAUCAACACUCAACAGGCAGUAGUCCGUGGACYACAAUCACUGUUGAUCUUCAAAGGACCUAAAACAUCGCUUUUUCAGGUUUUCAGAUCAAAUAAAUAGUACAGAAGAAGAAAGCUGCAUAUGCUUAAACUAUUACCAAUAAAAGAGAUGGCUUUUUCUAUUACAACGAAACGUCUCUGGAGGAAGACGUGUAGACACAUCAAAAAAAGAACAGAAUGCCUCAUAUUGGUGAUAAUUGCYGUUAUCUGUUUAAGUGUUAUAUAUCGUCAGUUAACAGCAAAAAAGAAAAAAAGAGAUGUAGACAGAACAGAUUGUCAAGCAUUAUCAAAGAACUUAACGAUCAACUACAAMCUACUCAAAUAUAUCAAAAGAGGUGAAGACCGUAGAGGGAUUAAUAAACAUCAUGGAUUGAUAUCAAUACGAAACACUGGCAAAUCUCCAAUUCUUKUGGGGAGCGUCGCACUCUAUUUUUGCUUCCCAAGAAGAUAUCUUUCCACCAAAUCUAAGCGAGUAAGRCUKGUGCACAUCAGUGGGUGUCUCCACAAAAUUGAAACACUUUCUCGGCAAGAUAGAAUUUUUCCUGAGGAAACAAUUUUCGUAAAGUACGUAGGAGAAUUUACGUUUUGUCUCCGCUCUCAACAUUUGACAAAUUGGUAUCUUGYGUGUGAAAACAAUGAAAUUGCCAUCGUCGAGAAUACAAAGAAYUUGAGUUUUGUUGACCUGGGGGAGCCUCCGAGCCAAUCUAAUGAAAGAUAUUUCCAAGGUUACACAGGGCCUUCUACACCAGAUGAACGGUACGAUUUCAUUGGGUUUGAUCCACCACAGAGCAGCACCACRAUGUUUGUAAUACCGCAGCCUUUAGAUGUUAUAAUCAAUAAUAAUAGCGUAAGGAUGGCUGUUGAUSAGAGCUGGAUGCUGAUCGUAGAGAAAGGAUUGGAAACAGAAGCUGAGAUACUAAAAGACUUUUUUAAGCUUCAAAUUGUGUCUCAAUCAAAAAAGCCUCGUACUAAAUUCAUUAUGAUAAGAACKGGAGAUCCUGGCAUCAAGAGCGAGAAAAUCACUGGUCUAAACAUCAAUGAAGGAUAUGAGCUGAGGGUUCGUACUGCUGAUAAGUACAUCCAAGUGACUGGCAAAACAUCAGCUGGGGUGUUUUAUGGUAUCCAGACGCUGCUUUCUUUAGCUGAGCAAAGUGAUCUUUACGAUAUUUUAAUCAAAGAUGCGCCCAGAUUUCCAUAUCGCGGAAUGCAUUUGGAUGUGAGCCGUAAUUUCUAUUCCAAACAGACAGUGAUGCGUUUACUUGACCAAAUGGCUCGGCACAAGAUGAACAAGUUUCACUUUCAUCUGUCUGAUGAUGAAGCAUGGAGAAUCGAGAUCCCAGGACUUCCAGAGUUAACAGAGAUUGGUUCCAAGCAAUGUCAUGAUCCCACAGGUCUUAGAUGUAUCCAACCUCARUUUGGAAGUGAUCCACGUGGCWCGGCCUCACCCACCUUCUACACAGUUCACGAUUACCAGCAAAUUUUAAAGUAUGCCAAUGAGCGGCAUAUUCAAGUCAUUCCAGAGAUCGAUUUUCCUGGACAUAGUCACGCUGCUAUAUUAGCGAUGAAGGCCAGRUUUAGGAUUCUUAARCAGAUAGGAAAGUACCAGGAGGCUGAGGAAUUUCUYCUGUCKGAUUUUGGUGACAACUCAGAGUACCUUUCUGUUCAAGGUUUUACAGACAACACCUUGAAUCCCUGUCUUGAAUCAACAUAUCGAUUUGCAAAACACGUGAUGCAAGCUGUAAAGCGCAUGCACAGAGGGAUUCAACCGCUGACCACUUACCAUUUUGGCGGCGAUGAGGUACCUGUCAACGUUUGGAAAAAUUCCCCGGCGUGYAAUAAGGAGACAUUAUUUGGGUUGAUAGAUGAGUAYAGCGAAAAACGCCUAAUAAUCAAGGAACAUUUUGUAAGACGUAUGAUUAAGAUAGCGUCUUCCCUCGGACUCAAACUAGCAGGAUGGGAUGACUUCUUCCAUUCUGAUUCUKWGCCAGUUGGUGUUUUCGCAGCUGGUGAUAUCACAGUCUUUUCUUGGACUAAUGAAGGAACUUCAAAGUCGUAUGAUUUAGCUGAAAAGGGAUACAAGGUGACUCUUCUCUUGUUUGUUKUAUUUUGUUCUUCCACUCAACUUCUUUCCUUCACUAAUCGGCUAACGCGUUGCCUUGUACGUUACCACCAAAUUCAAAUCCUGCAGGAAAAAGAACUUUUGUUUUUAAGAGUUGUGCUUGUGCCUGCUGUAAGUUACUAUUUUGANGAGUUUCACCCAGAGGAGCUUGGGAACGUUUGGGCAACACCUUACAGUGAUACUCGUAAGGCAUUCGAAUCAAUUCCUGACUUCUGCAAAGCUGCUGGAGCAUGCGGAGAUUCCACGGUGAAAGUACAUGGUAUUAGCGGCGCUCUUUGGAGCGAACACAUACGAACCGCUGAUCAACUAGAUUCCAUGAUCUUCCCAAGASUCCUUGCAUUGGCAGAACGUGCGUGGCACAAAGCACCAUGGGAAGGGACGUCUGACAAUGAGACGAUGAAAGAAGAGUGGAAGAAUUUCUCAAGUUUUCUUGUAAGGCAUGAACUUAAGAAACUAGAACGACUUGGAAUCAAAUAUCACAUACCUGUACCUGGCGCAAGAUUCAAAGGAAAGAAACUUCUGGYGAGAACUGUGUUACCAGGCCUCCCAGUACAGUACUCUAAGGAUGGCGGGAAAACCUGGCACGACGUCACAGAACACACAGAGUUUGAGGGCAAGAUUACCUUGGCAACUAG